This is a messenger RNA of Marmota flaviventris (yellow-bellied marmot), 2367 nucleotides long. It is a transcript of the gene Haus3, whose product is annotated as HAUS augmin like complex subunit 3. Gene Ontology annotation, cellular component: HAUS complex; mitotic spindle; microtubule organizing center. Gene Ontology annotation, biological process: spindle assembly; microtubule organizing center organization. NCBI's taxonomy places the organism in Eukaryota, Metazoa, Chordata, Mammalia, Rodentia, Sciuridae. The record is from RefSeq and is a predicted model, not a curated record.
GCUCCGCGCCCUCUUCCCGGCUUCCUCCUCCCGGCGCUCCCGUGAGGCAUCGCGAGGCGCGCAGGCCAUAGCCUAGUGGGCGCCGGCGGCCGCUGAGGUCUUGCCACCUUGCUGACACUCCCCUUGGCUAAGUCGUGGUGGAUCAUUCAGCGAUGCGUCUGUUGGAAACAACAAAUGUCUGAAAUGUUCUUACUUGACUGCUGGGUACCUUAGUACUUUUCAAGUUGAGAGGGGUUCUAAAACCUGAAGCCUGGUGUUCUCUGAACUAGGUUGAUCAGACCUGGAAAUUGAUUCUUGCCAGCUUGGUGAAUGCUUAUUCACUCAUUGAGGAAGAAUCACAGUAGAUUCUAAAAAUAUUUUCCCCCUUCUGUAAAAAUUGGUUUUGUUUCUACUUGGAUUUAUUUUUUUAUAAAUAGAGCACCAUAAACCCAUAUCAAAUACAUAAAACUAGGGUAGUUAAACCAUGAGUUCUGGGAAUGAGUUUGUGGAGACAUUAAAAAAAAUUGGUUAUCCCAAAGCUGAUAUUCUUAAUGGAGAAGAUUUUGACUGGCUAUUUGAAAAUGCUGAAGAUGAAUCAUUUUUGAAAUGGUUUUGUGGGAAUGUGAAUGAACAUAAUGUAUUGUCUGAAAAAGAAUUGGAAGCUUUUAGCAUUCUUCAAAAAUCAGGCAAACCCAUCCUAGAAGGGUCAGCAUUGGAUGAAGUUCUUAAAACCUGUAAAACUUCUGAUUUGAAGACACCUAAACUGGAUGACAAAGAGCUAGAGAAAUUAGAGGAUGAGGUUCAAACUCUUCAGAGAUUAAAAAACUUAAAAAUGCAGCGACGUAAUAAAUACCAGUUGAUGGCUUCAGUAAGUAGUCACAAAUCUCUGAGGUUGAAUGCUAAAAAAGAAGAAUCCACUAAAAAGCUGAAGCAAAGUCAAGGAAUUCUAAGUUCUGUGAAUACUAAGCUCAGUAAUGAACUUCAGGCCCUUACUGAUGGAGUUACUAAAUUGAUGAUGUUCUUUAGACAUUCUAAUUUAGGUCAAGGAACAAAUCCAAUGGUGUUUUUAUCUCAGUUUUCCUUGGAAAAAUAUCUAAGCCAAGAAGAGCAAAGCACAGCAGCAUUAACCUUGUAUACCAAAAAGCAGUUCUUUCAGGGUAUACAUGAAGUAGUUGAAAGUUCAAAUGAAGAAAAUUUUCAACUAUUAGAUAUACACACUCCAUCUAUUUGUGAUAAUCAAGAAAUCCUUGAGGAGAGACGACUAGAGAUGGCCAGGCUGCAGCUAGCAUAUAUCUGUGCUCAACAUCAGUUGAUUAACUUGAAAGCAAGUAAUUCGAGCAUGAAGUCGAGCAUAAAAUGGACAGAGGAGAAUCUUCAUAACCUAACCAGCAAGGCUAUUGGCAAAGAAACUUUGGAUGCUAAAAUUUCUAGCUUGAACAGUGAGAUUCUGAAACUUGAAGAACAAAUCACUCAUAUAAAAGAUAAAACUUUGCCUGCUGUGGUAAAAGAGAAUGCCCAGUUAUUGAAUAUGCCAGUUGUAAAGGGAGAUUUUGAUCUGCAGAUUGCUAAACAAGAUUAUUACACAGCAAGACAAGAGUUAGUUUUAAACCAGUUGAUAAAACAAAAGGCAUCAUUUGAACUUGUACAGUUAUCAUAUGAACUUGAAUUAAGGAAACAUUGGGACACGUAUCGUCAACUUGAAAACCUGGUUCAAGAACUUACUCAAAGUAACAUGAUGCUCUACCAGCGAUUAGAAAUGUUAACAGAUCCAUCAGUCUUUCAGCAGAUAAAUCCAAGGAAUACCAUUGAUACCAAGGAUUAUUCUACUCAUAGGCUUUAUCAACUUUUAGAGGGAGAAAAUAAAAAAAGAGAAUUGUUUGUAACCCAUGGAAACCUGGAGGAAGCAGCUGAGAAAUUGAAACAGGAUGUUUCUCUAGUACAAGAUCAGUUGGCAAUAACUGCUCAAGAACAUUUUUUAUUUCUGUCCAAACUGAAUAAUAAUGUUGACGUGCUUUGUGAUGUUUUGUAUCAAGGAGGAAAUCAGCUUUUACUUAGUGAUCAGGAAUUAACAGAACAGUUUCAUCAAGUUGAAUCCCAACUGAAUAAGCUAAAUCAUCUCCUUACUGAUAUUCUUGCUGAUGUGAAGACAAAAAGAAAAAUUUUGGCAACUAAUAAAUUGCAUCAAAUGGAAAGAGAAUUAUAUGUAUAUUUUUUAAAAGAUGGAGACUACCUGAAAGAUGUUGUGGAGAAUCUAGAAAACCAAUCAAAGAUUAAGGAUGUUAGUUUUAAAAAUUGAAAAUUACUAAAAACUGAAUCUUUACAUCUGUUUUAAUGUUUUUUGUAAUAGGAGACUAUAUCUAAUAAACAUGAUGAUGUUUUGAAAUUUGA